AUGGAGGCCAACGCUCCUAACUUGAACGUUGAAGAGCUAGCGGCUUACGCCACCACUAAGAGCCAGGCAGGAGUCCCGGACGAAGAGAUCCUGCGUGAGAUCACGCAGAUGCUGAGAGAGGACGGAUGGAAGGAAGCAGCGAUUGGGCCAACGAUUGAAGCAGUCGUUAAGCGAUCAUUAGUCGUAGGGGGGAAGGGCUCACCAAGGCAGGAGGGCUCACUGAAAGCUAAUCAGAACGCCGUGGCCCAAGUAAUGGAGCAGAUGAUGCAGCUGCUCAGCCCAAUGGCUAGUCGCCUAGAGGCACUUGAGAGGAACCAAGCCGAAGGACGUUCGGAGUCAUCCCCAAGAGUCAACACUCCUCUACCACCGCUAACAACAGUCGCCGAGCUAGCAGCCCAAAUUCGAGUGCGAAGGGAAGCUAGAAUCUUCGCCGCGUCAAUUGCAGACAUCGACAAGGCGCUACAACCAAAGAAGCCCGUAGAUGAGUUCUAUGAGCUCUUCAACCCGAAGCAAGCAGAGAAGCUUCCACCGCACCAAGGGCCAGGGGUGGACCACAAGAUCAAGCUAGAGCUGAAGGAUGCUUAG
Exserohilum turcica Et28A is the source of this 585-nucleotide messenger RNA. RefSeq lists its product as uncharacterized. The coding region runs from base 1 to 585 and encodes 194 amino acids. NCBI's taxonomy places the organism in Eukaryota, Fungi, Ascomycota, Dothideomycetes, Pleosporales, Pleosporaceae. The transcript is spliced from 4 exons. The record is from RefSeq and is a predicted model, not a curated record.